GUGGUGGCCAGUAUUGAUGAGGAUACAGACAGAAAUGAGGGGUGACAAUAAAACAGGAGCAACAGCAGGAAAAAGCAAGGUCAAUUUUUUUUCAUUUAUAAAUAUAUUAACCAAUAAGGCAGAAGAUGAGGGAUGUGCAUGUCAGAAAAUGUAUUAGCGGUAGUACCUAGUUGCACCUCUUUCUGACAAAUGAAAUGGAGUUAUAGUUGUGUUUGCUGGCUGCCCAUCAGGGUCCAUAAAACAAGCGCACCUCUCUGCUGUUUAACUGUGGCAGUUGUGGUGAUGGACUCUGCAGCAUCAGAUUGUUUAAGGGUGUCUGCCUGAGGCUCAUGCUAAUGCUAAGUUAGAUUUUUUUUUAAAUGCUAACAACGUCACAAUCACUGCUCUCCACUCGCUUUCCAGAUUUGGCUCCGUGCAACUUUUUCCUCGUCCUCCUCCAAAUACAGGUCAAGUUGAAGGGUCACCGUUUAGACACAGUUUGGGGAGCUGGAACCUGACAUAAAAAAUGUCACUUGAAAUCCUGACUUAUGACGCUUCAUGCUCGCAUGCGAAAAUCUUGAAACUUUUAAUCAAAGCUUGUAUAUUUUGCACAAGAGUAGCUUAAAUGUACACUAUCUAGUCGUGAUGACUGCUGUAUGGAUAGACGUGUGUCCUGCUCACUGUUGCUCACAGGUGUUUUCAUCUGUUCCUUAACUGUUUUAUUAUUCAUCUACUAUUCAGUCACAUCACACAUUCUGGAUGUGAAGAUUUUCUUAUUCUAAAGUUCACAACAAUUUAAAACCUCCUGUUUUAAUUUUGUAAAAGCCAAGAUAAUGUCUGCAAAUGUCUAGUUUUGUUUUGUCAGUUUACUAUGUAUCUGACAUGUUUACUUAAAAAAAUCAAAUUGUUUUAUUUUUUUUUAAAAACUUCAUAUUUCAUGACAGCCAUUAGUUGGUUCAGUUAAAGAAUGAAUUAAACUAAGUGAAAAGUGGUUUUAUUGCAACUACAGAACAAAACUAAACAAACAAAAAUACUAAAAGAUGAAUAAAUUAAUUUUUAAAAAUUCAAAUUAUAGAUUUUAAACAUUAUAUUUAUUGAAUUUUAAAGGUUUAUCUUCAUGGAAACAUGGGAUUUAUAAUUUUAAAUAAAAUUUUAAGUUGGUAAGUAAGGCUGCUACUGGUUCUGUUUCACGUCUAGCUUGUCUGACAUUUUUUAAGAAACUUUACAGGGUUUUCUUUCUGACAAUAACUCAUUCAUCGAUACAGUCAGAGUGGUCAGGAGCUACAGUGUCUUUAAUUUGGUCAUGUGGUCAUUUUUUAUCUAAACUAGCAGGGUGAGUGGAGGUUAAACAGAUGAAACCUGAAAAAACAGUCAUAAUUACAUGGUGUUAACAAUACAUGAAAAGCUGAUUUAAUUGAACUUUAUGUGGUGUGAUUCAGUGAAAAACUACACGUAAUCCUCUGAGUGAACAGUGCUUUUGUUGCAACCAAAGAACAAAGCUAAUCCAACAGGAUACUCCUGGCAGUGAACCAUUCCAACUAAACAACAGACGUCCACAUGUGAAGAUAAUGGAAACUCAGUUUUUUGACUCCAGCUUGCCCAAACACCCCUCUUCCCUCCCCUCACCCCUCCACCCUGAGCCUCCACCCUCCCUGACCGGGUCUGUACCCCGGGGACGUACAGCUGCACAUGACGCAACCACACAGGAAUCCUGGCCUGGCUCCUGUUCGCCCGCUGCUGCUGUUAAUGUCCUGUCACUGCAGUGUUUCCCCUCCUGCUCUGCUCUGCUCGGGCCUUAAUGAGCUGAUCUGGAAGCAGUUUUUGGAUCUGAGCUGUUUCUCUAAGCGAAAACACUGUUAAAAUACCAAGGAAAGACCCACAUUUACGCCAUCUCUCCCUCUGCACACACACCUCUGUUUCAGGCCGAGCAGAGAAAGCAAGUUCGGAGGGGUGGGAGGCAGAGUUUCCUCCCUCCCCUCACCUGCUGUUAAACGCCGGUUUCCACAGCGACGCUCCAGAAUCGGAAACAAACAGUCCCGAAGUGUGAGGGGAGGCCUGCGGGAAAAACCUCUCGCUUUAGAUCCUCCUCUCUUUGUUCCGCUGAUUUCAGCUCUGAAAAAUCACUCCAGUUUUUGCUGAUUUACUGAACUGGAUCAUGACUUCACCCACCCCGGGGCCCCUUCAGGGUUCAGGGACCCGAAAACUUCUGCGAGGUUGUUUCUUUGUAGUCAUUUUGUGUGUUUGUGUUGUUUGUCAAAGUGUUUACUUUGUGUCCCGACUGGUACGUCGGCGGUGUUAUUGCAUUCGGUGAGGUAUCUGGCUGGGUAAGUAUGUAUGUAUGUGUGUAUGUCCGGUCCGAUAUCUCUGCAACCGCUGAAGUCAGGAUAAUCAAAUUUGGCACUGAAGAUCAGUCUAAGGUCCCCUGCUCAGUUGUGGAGUUACAGGUCAGCAGAUCAAGUAGGGAGGGAUAUACGUGCGAUGAUCAAAAUUGAUACAUAUUGCAUCAGUUGUAUAGGGAGGACAGGGUUUUCACCAGCAGAGGGCGUGGUUCUGCCCUCUACUGAGGGCUCAUCUUGUUGUUUUUCUUUUUAGUAAUUUUGCAUCUCUUUGUAGUCAUUUUGUUUGUUUUGUUGUAAUUUUGUAUGACUUUGUAGAUAGUUUGUAUUUUUGUAGUUAUUUUGUGUCUUUAGAAUUAUUUUGUCAUUAGUGGUUGUUUUUUUCAGUCAUUUUGUGUGUCUUUGUAGUCAUUUUGUGUGUCUUUCUCAUUGUUUUGUCUGUAUGUGUGGCUGUUUUCAUUUCUUUGUAGGAGUUUUGUGUCUCUGUGGUUUUGUGGGUUUAGUUUUGUGUCUUUAAAGUUGCUUUGUUUCUCUUUGUCACAUUUUUUUGUUUCUUUGUAGUUGAUUUUGUCUGUAUUUUCUGUAGUUAUGUCUGUGGUUGUUUUGUGUCUGUAGUUUUGUAGUUGUCUCUCUGAGAUUGUUUUGUCUUACUUUUUCUGAUUUGCAUCACUCUGGCUGUUUUGUGUCUUUAUGCAGCUGCUUUAUUUCUUUUUUUAGUCAAUUUGUGUUUCUUGUUUUUGUGCCUCCUUUUGUGUCAUUGUAGCCCUUCUGCUUCUCUUCUAUCAUUCUGUCUCUUUGUUUUACAUUUGUGUCUCUUUGCUGUUGUUUUGUGUCUGUUUUUAUUUUUUGAUUUGUGUUGAGGUAGCUGUUUUGUGUCUUUAUGUAGUCAUUUUGUUUUUCAUUGUAGUUUUCUGUCUCUUUGUGGUUGUUUUCGUGGUUUGUUUUGUGUUUAUGUUGCAUUUAUUUGUAGUUUUGCCACAUCUUUGUAGCACUGCUUUUUGCUUUGUUCGUCUCUCUGCUGUGUUUAUUUCGUAGAGGCUGCAGUGAGGGUUCUCAUCGUCUGGUUCUGGGCCUUCUGCAGACACCGCUGCAGACCUGAAUGUUGGUCCAAAGUAAAAGCUCAAUAGACAAACUGAGAGGCAGCUCCUGACCUCCGACCUACAGGCUGCUGUGAUGGAUGGAGGGAAUUACUGAUCAAGUAUUUUCAGUUAAAUCAUCUGGUUUCAGCUUCCGGAUGCGACAUUUUUCUAGCAUAAAAGCCUCAUGCUGUAAAAAUAAUCAGUAUAUCGACUAUUUACAAAAAAUUCAUCAAAAUAUCAAUCAUAAUGUAUAAAAUUCAUGUGUAAUUUUAUGCAAUGCUUCAAUUUAGACAAUAUACUUCAAUAAUAUUGAGUUUUAUGAGUUACAUAAGUUAAAAUAUUUAGGAAAAUUUAAUCUAAUCGAAGCAUAAAACAGUAGUGUCUCAGAGGUGCACUUCAGUCACUCUGUAUUUCUCUUUUUAGCUUUCUUUAAAACUUCAUUUCAUGUCAUUUAUGUCUCUUCAUAGUUGUUUUGUGUCUUUUUGUAACGUCAUGUUUUGUUUGGUUAGUGCCACUGAAGUAAACCUCUGUCACUUUGUAGUAAUUUUGUCAUUUGUGUCUUUUUUCAUUAUUUUGUCUGUCUGAGGUGUUUGUGUGUUGUUUUGUAGUAGCUUGUAGAUGUGUGUGUCUUUGUAGUUGUUUUUGCAUCUUUGAAAAUGUUUGUAUCUAUUUGUAGUUGUCUUGUUUCUAUUUGUAGUGGUUUUGUGUCUCUGUGUAGUUGUUUUGUGUCUUUUUUAGUUGUUUCUGUCUCCUUGUAGUACUUUUGUCUUUGUCGUUUUGUGCGUCUUUGUCCUGUUUCAUUCUCUUUGUAGCCAUGUUAGUUUUUUUGUAGUCGCUUCGUGUCUCUCUGUAGGUGUUUUGUGUAUAUUUGUAAUUAUGUUUCCGUUUGUAGUUGUGUGCCCAUUUUUAAUCAUUUUGUGUCUUUUUGUUGUACUUUCGUUUCGUUGUACUUAUUCUGUGUGUCUUUGCAGUUGUUUUGUGUCUUUGUAGUUGAUUGUAACUUUGUAGGUGUUUUGUGUUUUUGUAGUGUUUUAUUCUCUUUGUAGUCGUGUGUUUUUGUAGUCAUUUUGUGUCUUUGCAAUACUUUUGUUUCUUUGUACUUGUUUUGUGUGUCUUCGUAGUAGUUUAUCUUUGGGUAGUUGUUUUUCUAUGUGUCUGUCAUAGUUUUGUGUGUCUUUGUGAUGUUUUAUUCUCUUUGUAGCCAUGUGAGUUUUUGUAAUUAUUUUGUCUCUUUCUGCAUCUCAUUUGACGGAAAUGGAAAAUCAUCAUUUCAAUUCUCUGUUUUUUCUUUUAACUUUAACUAACUGCAGAUUGACUAACAUAUGAGGAUUUUUAUUAUUACUAAAUCAUGCAAUUCCGUUUUAAAGUUGUUUGUUUAACUGGUUGUGAACUCGGUGCGCUCCCUCCUCGGUCACGCGCAUCGUGCUCAUCACGCUGUGCGCACGCGUCGCUCGGAGGCAAGUUGAGCGCGCGCCAGCAGCAGUUUCCAGCUGUGCUCGUGAAUCGGACCGUUAGUGAGUCCUGUGGUGGACCAGGCGCUCGGUCGGUCUGUCCUUUCCCCGCAGCUGUCUCCCCGGUGUGGAUCCAGCCUGUUGCCCCGACCCUCCUGCUCCUUCCUCCGGACUCAAACUCUCCAUUCCUCGGUUUCCCCCCACUGACAGCUCUGGGAACUUUUCGGACCGGUUCUGUGUGUCCGAAGCUUUGAGACCCGGUUCUGCUAGUUCGGACUGCCCCCCUCCUGCUCCACCAUGGGUUGGAGUGUCCCGGUUCUGCUGUCAGUCAUCUGCGCUCAGCUCACGGCUGGAGUCCCGGACGGCCCGGCCGUUCAAGUGAUUGAUGUGUUGGGCCUUCAAGACUCGAAGCAGAUCAUUUCAGCUGUGGAGAAGCUGGCAGGUGGUCUGAGCGCACUCAGUGACGUCUAUGUGGUGUCUACGUUUCGCCUGCCAGCAAAGCUGGGUGGAGUCCUGCUGGGUCUCUACAGCAAACAGGACAACAGAAAGUACCUGGAGGUCGCUGUCAUGGGGAAGAUCAGUAAAGUCCUGGUCCGUUAUGUCCGCGCUGAUGGGAAGCUCCACACGGUGAACCUGCAGAACGCCAACCUGGCCGAUGGGCGGACUCAUUCCAUCAUCCUGAGGCUCGGCGGCCUUCAUCGUGAACAAAUGCAGAUGGAGCUCUACGUUGACUGCCGAUUGGCCGACUCCAGCCAGGGUCUGCCGCCAUUGGUUCCUCUGCCCAGGGAAGCAGACAUGGUGGAGAUCAGACAUGGACAGAAGGCGUACGCCAGACUCCAGGGGGCGGUGGAGUCCCUCAGACUGGCUCUAGGGGCAGCGUUGCUAAAGGCCUGGAGCCUGACCGACUGUCCGUUCCAAGCGACUCAUCAGCCGUACAACUCAGGUGAACCGUCAAACUCCAUCCUGGGCGAUCACACGAAGGCUCUGAUUGGUCAACUCAUUAUCUUCAAUCAGACUGGAGAGCUGCGACAGGACAUCAGAGAACAGGUGAAGGAGACUCUGAUCAGGAACACCAUCCCGGAGUGUCAGGUUUGCCAGUUGUUUGUGUGUCUGUGUGCAGGUUUCCACGAGCCUCGUUCCCGCUGCUCUCCAAAUCCCUGUUACAAGAAAGUAACCUGCAUGGAGAGUCUGCACUACCCUGGAUACACCUGUGGACCCUGCCCACCUGCCACCGGCAACGGAACACACUGCAGGGACGUGGACGAGUGUGAGCUGCAGCCCUGCUACUCUCCUGAGGCCUGUGUGAACACUGUGGGGGGGUUCAGCUGUCCCUGUCCUCCAGGCCUGUGGGCGCCUCUGGCUGGAACCGGACUGGACUACGCCAAGACACACAGACAGGAGUGUUCAGAUAUCGAUGAGUGUGUCGACCUACCUGACGCCUGUGUGUCCAACUCUGUCUGCAUCAACAGUGGUUCGUACAAAUGUGGAGGAUGUAAACCUGGUUUCCUCGGCAACCAGACGUCCGGUUGCUUCCCCAGAAAGUCGUGCAACGCGUUGACGUUUAACCCCUGUGACACCAACGCCCACUGUGCCAUGGAGAGGAACGGGGAGGUCUCCUGUCAGUGUAACGUAGGCUGGGCUGGUAAUGGAAACACAUGUGGAGUGGACACAGACAUCGACGGAUAUCCCGACCGCUCGCUGCCCUGCAUGGACAACGACAAGCACUGCAAACAGGACAACUGUGUGUUCACUCCGAACUCGGGUCAGGAGGACGCCGACAACGACGGGAUCGGUGAUCAGUGUGAUGAGGAUGCAGACGGAGACGGCAUCAAAAACGUGGAGGACAACUGCCUGGUACCUAACAAAGAUCAGCAGAACUCAGACAGUGAUUCAUUCGGAGACGCUUGUGACAACUGUCCCAACGUCCCCAACAGUGACCAGAAAGACACCGACAGCAACGGACAGGGAGAUGCCUGUGACCAGGACAUCGACGGAGACGGUAUUCCCAACGUUCUUGAUAACUGUCCGAAGGUACCAAACCCAAUGCAGACGGACAGAGACCGAGACGGAGUUGGAGAUGCCUGCGACAGCUGUCCUGAACUCAGCAACCCAAUGCAGACAGACGUUGACAACGACCUGGUGGGAGAUGUUUGUGACACCAACCAGGACACGGAUGGAGACGGUCACCAGGACAGCAGAGACAACUGUCCUGACAUCCCCAACAGCUCCCAGCUCGACUCCGACAACGACGGUCUCGGAGACGACUGCGACCACGACGAUGACAACGACGGCGUCCUGGAUGACUACGACAACUGCCGGCUCAUCGUCAACCCCAACCAGAAAGACUCUGAUGCGAACGGCGUUGGCGAUGUUUGCGAGAACGACUUCGAUAACGACGCUGUGAUGGAUCUGAUCGACGUGUGUCCAGAGAGCGCUGAGGUCACGCUGACCGACUUCAGAGCCUAUCAGACGGUCAUCCUGGAUCCGGAGGGCGACGCCCAGAUCGACCCCAACUGGGUGGUCCUCAAUCAGGGGAUGGAGAUCGUCCAGACGAUGAACAGUGAUCCUGGUUUAGCCGUGGGUUACACAGCGUUUAACGGCGUCGACUUCGAGGGAACGUUCCACGUCAACACGGUGACAGACGACGACUACGCCGGCUUCAUCUUCGCUUACCAGGACUCAUCCAGCUUCUAUGUGGUGAUGUGGAAGCAGACGGAGCAGACGUACUGGCAGUCCAUCCCCUUCAGAGCCAUGGCCCAGCCUGCACUGCAGCUCAAGGCGGUGAAGUCUCGGACUGGACCAGGUGAGUUUCUGAGGAACGCUCUGUGGCACACCGGAGACACACCUGGAGAGGUGAAGCUGCUGUGGAAGGAUCCUCGGAACACCGGCUGGAAGGACAAAACCUCGUACCGCUGGCAGCUCACCCACCGGCCGCAAGUGGGAUACAUCAGGGUAAAGCUGUUUGAGGGGAUGGACAUGGUGGCGGAUUCAGGCGUUGUGGUCGACACCUCCAUGAGAGGAGGCCGGCUCGGUGUGUUCUGCUUCUCCCAGGAAAAUAUCAUCUGGUCCAACCUGCGCUACAGAUGUAACGACACCGUGCCUGAAGACUUCAAGUCUCAUCGUAAACAAGUUAUGAUGCACAUUGAGGUCUGAGAGCUGCAGAUAGACUCUUCACACACACUCACAACACAAAUACAUGGACAAACACAUCCCCCAAACACUUUAACUGUAGUCUGAAUGCGAGCUGUGUGAGCAUGUGUGUGUUUGUGUUUGUGUGUUGCAUGAAUGAAAGGGAAAUCGUUGAAAGACAGAAACCAAGCGUCAGAGUGGACAGUCUGGGGAAACACUUCAGGAGCGCCUGAAUCAGUGUCGGUUUGUGUAGCUUUUAAAUGUUUGUUGUUUGUCUUUACAUAGAGUGAGGUUGGAUCAGAAGAAUCUUCAUUCAAAAUCUGUUUGAUAUUUUUAACCAAUAGCUAAACAUAAAGGUUUAAAACAGAGUUUUUGUCAAGUUCAUGAAGUUAUGUUUCACAAAACAACAUGAGGAAGCAAGGUAACAAAUCCAGGUCUGGUUUUCGUUUUCUGACUUCAUUAAACCAAACAGCUGCAGUCACACGAAGCUGGUUAUUAAUUAAGUAAGUCAACUGGGGUCUCUGGACUUGGCUUUAAGCAUUUUCACAUAAGAGGAAUGGAGCUGGGAACAGAUAACGGUCAUAAACAUGGAAAGGAGCUCCGAAACAAAUAUGAAGAGUUUCAGAAAUAUAAUACAAGCUAAAAGCAACACAGCUGGUGAAGCUAAACUCAGAAGAGAAAGGAAGGAUUCCAAAAUUCAAACUUUUUUAGCAGUUGGCUUCUUCUACGUUUACUCCGGCUAACGUAGCCUGUAGCGCCACCUCUUGGCAAUAAGGCACAGUCUGGUUUAUCUGAUCUAAAGAAGUUAAUGGAAAUAAAUUCAUAUUUUCUGAAACAUAGCUGCUGAUUUCUUAAAUUCCGGUUCCUCAACAAAAAAGAAGGAUCUCAUUUUCUCAUGUCUCCACAAUAAAAUAUUGAGCUUUUUGUGAUGAUUGUCAGUCCUUGACUUUUAUCAGACAGUCCAGUCUUCAGAAAAAAUAAUCCUGGAGACUGUUGCGGAAAGUGUUUCCUUUUGAUAGAACGUCGGUGUGCUCGUCUUUCAGUCGUGUUUCUUCAAACAAACUCCUGCUUUGGCUCCUCACUGAUCUGAGUUUAUCGGUGCCGUUAAAACAUGAAAACAGUCCUGAAUACUGUGCAGCUGUUAAGGAUUUAAGGAAAAAGCAUAAACUCUCUUUUUAACUGAUCUGCAAACCAACAGCAAGGAUAAUUUCAGGCGUUUACCGACCCAGACGACCCUGCUGAGACUUGAUAAGCUAACGUUACACAGAAGAGACGCUUUGAUUUGAAUGAAAAGGGGAAUGCCUGUUUUUGUGUAUUUUCAAAAUGUACAUAACUUUGUUGAAAUAAACUACCCGACCAAGACUUUUCUUACAA
This is a messenger RNA of Acanthochromis polyacanthus (spiny chromis), 9348 nucleotides long. It is a transcript of the gene thbs3a, whose product is annotated as thrombospondin 3a. Gene Ontology annotation, biological process: cell adhesion. Lineage: Eukaryota; Metazoa; Chordata; Actinopteri; Pomacentridae. The record is from RefSeq and is a predicted model, not a curated record. Gene Ontology annotation, cellular component: extracellular region. Gene Ontology annotation, molecular function: calcium ion binding.